UCCCGCGCCGGCGCCACUUCCUCGGACCGAGGAGAGCCGGGCGAAGCCGGAGGCGGCAGGGCCAUGCCUCGCCUGCGCCUCCGCCUGCUGCUGCUGCUGCUGCUUCUGCUGCUGCUGCUGCCGCCGCCGCGCCUGGGCGCGAGCCACGCCAGCCCGCCGGACGGGGCCCUGGAGCUCCUCCAGGGCCUGCGGGAGCGGCUGAGGGAGGUCACCGCCCUGUCUCGGCGCUACUGGGCUCACCUGCGCUGUCGCGUGUGGCCCGAGGACUGCGACGGCGACAAGGAGGCUCGCGCGAGUUCCCUGGGCUGGAGCCUUCCCCUGCUGGGCCAGCAGUACCUGGACAUCCUGACUUCGUGGUACUGCAGCUUCCAGGACUGCUGCGGCAGCGGCGACUGCAGGAUCUCCAACAACCUCACCGGCCUGGCAUCGGACCUGAGCAGACGACUGCACGGCCAGCAUCUGGCCCGGGAGCUGGUCCUGACCUCGGUGAGGGGCUACCUAGAGCUGCCGCGGCCACACAAGGCCCUGGCCCUGUCGUUCCACGGCUGGUCUGGCACAGGCAAGAACUUCGUGGCGCGGUUGCUGGCGGAGAACCUCUUCCGGGAUGGGCUGAGGAGCGACUGUGUCAAGGUGUUCAUCGCCACCUUCCACUUUCCUCACCUGAAGUAUGUGGACCUGUACCAGGGGCAGCUCACAGAUCAGGUCAGGAAGACACAGGAGCGCUGCCCCCAGACCCUGUUCAUUUUCGACGAGGCCGAGAAGCUGCACCCAGGACUGCUGGAGGCCCUCCGGCCACACCUGGAAGGCCAGGACCCCGAGAACCCCAGGGUCCAGUCCCGGAGAACCAUCUUUCUCUUUCUCAGUAACCUCGGAGGCAGUGUCAUCAACGAGGCUGUCCUGAAUCUGCUGAAGGCUGGGUGGUCCCGGGAAGACAUUCAGCUGGAACACUUGGGGCCCCAGCUCCAGGCUGAGAUUGCCAAGUCCACAGACAGUGGCUUUGGUCACAGCCAUCUUGUCAGAGAAGAUCUGAUUGACUUCUUCGUCCCCUUCCUGCCGCUGGAGUUCCGCCACGUGAGGCUGUGCGCUCGAGACGCCUUCCUCAGCCAGGAGCUCGUGUACACGGAGGCGGCGCUGGACCAAGUUGCCAAGAUGAUGGCGUAUGUCCCCAAGGAGGAGCAACUCUUCUCUUCUCAGGGCUGCAAAUCUAUUUCCCAGAGAAUUAACUACUUCCUGCCUUGACAGCCACAGGAAGACUUCUGGAAGCUGCCUGCCCUCCACUAACAGGGCCCGUUGGGGCAGGCUGGCCUCCAGCAGUCACUCACCCACAUGAAGUAAAGAAGGAAGGCCUUAAAUCAGAAGCGAAGCCACUUCUUUCAGUCCCUUGGUGCCUUAAAAAGCCGCAUUCCAAAACAUGGGCCAGGUGGCCGGAGCAAGCCACGUGCAUUACGAUACAUGCCAAGCACGCGCACUAGCAUCUCGGCUUGGCCUGCAGACGCCUGUGGCUAUGGGAGUCAGGGUGACAGGGAAGAGAACAAUUAAGCCGCUCAGGUUUGUAGGAUGGGUGGCCUAGUUUUCAAGUUGUUCCCAGAGGGCAGCUUUGGUGAGCAGAUGAGCAAGGAGCCUCAGGCUGAAGGAAAGAGGAAGAAUUUUUUAUGUAUAUAAAUCAUGUCAGCAUAGGUUAUGAUUCUCUUGUAAAUCUAAAAGAAAUUUAAGUUAGGGGCUUUGAUAUGCCUGUGUCAUAUGUAAAAAUUAAAAUGCUGUAUUUUUCUAGAACCCUCA
Suricata suricatta (meerkat) is the source of this 1779-nucleotide messenger RNA. It is a transcript of the gene TOR3A, whose product is annotated as torsin family 3 member A. Bases 64 to 1239 code for a protein of 391 amino acids. The transcript is spliced from 6 exons. The record is from RefSeq and is a predicted model, not a curated record. Gene Ontology annotation, molecular function: ATP hydrolysis activity; ATP binding. Gene Ontology annotation, cellular component: nuclear envelope; endoplasmic reticulum lumen. NCBI's taxonomy places the organism in Eukaryota, Metazoa, Chordata, Mammalia, Carnivora, Herpestidae.